Messenger RNA from Solenopsis invicta (red fire ant), 1416 nucleotides. RefSeq names its product G-protein coupled receptor Mth2. The transcript is spliced from 8 exons. Gene Ontology annotation, molecular function: transmembrane signaling receptor activity. The record is from RefSeq and is a predicted model, not a curated record. NCBI's taxonomy places the organism in Eukaryota, Metazoa, Arthropoda, Insecta, Hymenoptera, Formicidae. Bases 232 to 1416 code for a protein of 394 amino acids. Gene Ontology annotation, biological process: cell surface receptor signaling pathway. Gene Ontology annotation, cellular component: membrane.
UUAGAACGUGAAAGUAAUUUCCGAAACUGCUUUUUAUUACAUAUCUACAUGCUAUGUAGGAUAAUUUAUAAAAGCAUUCAUGCCUUGUGAAAUAGAAGCAUUAUCUUCUGGAUAUGUCGAUGAGAAUUAAAACAAUAUUAGAUGAAUCAAAUAAUUUAAUAGGUGAGCGUUCCAGUGUUCAAAAAUAAUGUUAAAGAGGAACCACUUACUGAAGAUAACGCUUGUCUCGAGAUGACACCGGAUUUUGCAUUUAAACGAAGAUUAGUAGUCCGUGUUUGCAGAGAUCCGGAAUUCUGCGACACUAAUGCUUGUAUCAGGAAGUGCUGCUCUGAAGACGAGUAUCUUUAUGCCGGUUAUGGUUGCAAUAACCUUAAGCCUAAUGAAUCGAGAGAGUUUCACAAUGCUUUCACGAACGCCGUGAAUCAGACGAAUUCGUUCACUUUCGAUACAACCAAAGACUACGGAGUUUUGAUUCAGUUCCCGUGUGAAGUACCAUACAGUGCCGAGUAUCCAGAGUUAUGGGAAGAACAGAUGUCACUAACAUCAAAUGGACAUGUCUUUAUCCAAAAAAAUGAUAUAAGCAACAUGCAUUGCUUUGACAUCAUUUAUAAUAAAUUCGGCAACUUUGCUCACUUUGAUUUGUUUUUCUGUGACGAAUAUUACGUGAUAGAUGAUCACAGAAGCUCUAACUGGUGGUAUGCCAUAUUGAUCGUCAAUUGUGUAUUUCUAUUGAUGACCUUCCUAAUAUACGCGUACUUACCGAAUCUGCAAAAUCUUCAUGGUAAAACGGUCAUGUGCUAUAUUAACAGUCUCUUACUGGCUAUCAUCUUCACGUUUAUCACGAAGUGGUACGGAGAAGUCGUCUUUGAACAACGAAGUUAUACAAUAUGUAAAGCUUUAGCUUAUGUUACGCUUUUUUUUAACCUAUCGAUACAUCUCUGGCUUAACGUUAUGUGCUUUGACAUGUGGUGGACUUUCAGAACUUUACGUGAAAAUAGGAUUAUGAAGAACCGCAACAAAAGAUUUCUGUUGUACUGUUUAUAUGCGUGGAGCAUCUCUUUCCUGCUGUUAAGCCUCACUAUCUUUGCCGAUUUCACGGAUGUACUUCCAGAUUAUCUAAAGCCCAAGUUUAAUGAUUUUGAAUGCGUUUUCAUGGUUACAGACAAUUGGGAUUUCGUCGGCGAUGUAAUUUUUGGUGUUGGACCGCAGAUGAUUCUGUUAACAUCUAAUGUGGUGUUCUUCAUUCUUACGUCGAAAUAUUACAAUAAAGUAAAAGCGGAUAUAAAAAAUGUAAUUACGGAUCCUAGAAGCAAACCAUUGCAUUCCAAUAAAAAGAAAUUUAUCAUAAACGUUAAACUGUUCAUCGUUAUGGGAACGCUCUGGAUCUGUCAGGUAAUGUUCUGUCAGGUUUAUUGA